AUGUAUUUUGUUAUCAGGUAUCACCAGUUUAAGGAUGAAUGGAAAGCGAAAAAAGCACCUGGAGAAAAAAGCCACAAAAAUCUUCGCUGGAAUGUCCGGGUAAUGAGUGAUUAUAUUGUAUUUUCAUUAUUCCACAUCAGUCUUACGGAAUCAUUCAGACUCUUUAAAAUUGGGGAAAUUAUUCAGUGCAGCCAGAUAUGUCUGAGUUCUUGGAACUAAUGUUAAUGUCAUCUUUUGUUCUUUUUCCAAAAGGGAAAAAUGUUGCAGUGUGAUGUGUUUGAGGUAAGUGAAAUAAAAGGCUUCGUUAUUAUAAUAAUAGUAUAUUAGUAUAUGUAAUAUCAUGAUUUGUAGUGAUCUUUGGCAUAAAUACCACAAGUGAUAUUUUGAAAUUGUUAUACAUAAUNGAUCACAGUGGAAAGCUAAAGAUUACACUGUAAAUUUUUUGUGAGAUGUUACAGGUGAAUCUUCACUUGCCAGGGCUGCUUCAAAACUUUAUGACAACCCCUGGAGGACUCUGAAUUUGUUUGGUGAAUGUGAUAGUUGUCUUGCUCAACCGUGAGGAAUUUUGUGUAUUUGUUAUGUAAUUGGUUUAUAACCUAUUACUUUUCUUUGCAGUUAUAAGGCCUGUCGUUGGUCCUCCUCUCUCUCGAAAGAAGACUGAUCCAGUGUCAAGGUUUGAAAUACAUUGGAUAUUAAUAAUUUCUACCAAUCUUUUCAUUUCCUUAAAAUUAAAAAAUGUUCUCGUUGUUGUUGUACAUGUAUUUUGUUAUCAGGUAUCACCAGUUUAAGGAUGAAUGGAAAGCGAAAAAAGCACCUGGAGAAAAAAGCCACAAAAAUCUUCGCUGGAAUGUCCGGGUAAUGAGUGAUUAUAUUGUAUUUUCAUUAUUCCACAUCAGUCUUACGGAAUCAUUCAGACUCUUUAAAAUUGGGGAAAUUAUUCAGUGCAGCCAGAUAUGUCUGAGUUCUUGGAACUAAUGUUAAUGUCAUCUUUUGUUCUUUUUCCAAAAGGGAAAAAUGUUGCAGUGUGAUGUGUUUGAGGUAAGUGAAAUAAAAGGCUUCGUUAUUAUAAUAAUAGUAUAUUAGUAUAGGUAAUAUCAUGAUUUGUAGUGAUCUUUGGCAUAAAUACCACAAGUGAUAUUUUGAAAUUGUUAUACAUAAUUUCAUGGGCCGUUAGGCAAGUGAAAUUUAUUUAAGACAAUUUUGAAAUAUCAUGAGUGGUAUUUAUGCCAAAUAUCAUGUACAAAUCAUACUAUAAAAUUAUUUGUUUUUCACAAUAGGUAUUUCAAAUUAAGCUGAAAUACCACUGCUCUAGGCCAAUCAAAUUGCAGAAAUUUAGACCUCAUGUAGUAGAAUAAAAUCAAUAACAUUAAUAUAAAUUAAUAGUAUUUAUAAUAGUAAAGGGGUGCAAUGAGUAAGGCCUCAAGUGACUCCUGAUUUAACAUCAAAUUCUCCCUUUAAUUAAAAAGCAAAUGCAAGCCAAACUUGAAGGAGAAUUAACAUUGUAUUGAUAGUAACUGGAAGGACUACAAUUUCAAUUUUACUUUAAUUUGUGGUUGUCUGCAGAUUACAGUUUGAUGUCAGUUUAGUGUAGCUUAAGAAUCUCGUAUGCGUGAAGCGUGAGCUCUCCAUUUUCAGCCUCACUCCAGACGUUUUGUGAUUACUCACGCGUGACUUGAAUGCGCAAAAAAUUAAUGCAGACUCAAUGCGGACUGUUUUACAGUCUAAGUAAUUGAUGAUUUAUAUUAUUAUAAAUUUCUAACCACCUUCAUGGUGUUUAAUUAUCUUUCCUUCUUAGAAACCUCAACGAAAUUAUGUCCCCAACAACUAUGUAGUCCCUACAGAAAAGAAACGGCAAGCUUUGCGGUGGGAAGUGAGAUCCAACUUAGCACGAGUGUGA
This is a messenger RNA of Porites evermanni, 1897 nucleotides long. NCBI's taxonomy places the organism in Eukaryota, Metazoa, Cnidaria, Anthozoa, Scleractinia, Poritidae. The record is from the annotation of a GenBank genome assembly.